This is a messenger RNA of Perca flavescens (yellow perch), 544 nucleotides long. RefSeq names its product zinc finger protein 467-like. The record is from RefSeq and is a predicted model, not a curated record. The transcript has 3 exons. Gene Ontology annotation, molecular function: RNA polymerase II cis-regulatory region sequence-specific DNA binding; DNA-binding transcription factor activity. Gene Ontology annotation, biological process: regulation of transcription by RNA polymerase II. Lineage: Eukaryota; Metazoa; Chordata; Actinopteri; Perciformes; Percidae. The coding region runs from base 71 to 544 and encodes 157 amino acids.
UUGAACAAGAUGGCCUCUAGCAUAAAGGAGUGUUAGCAGAGUGUCUUUGCUGUGUUGAGAAAGAAGUAAAAUGUGUAAAGUCCAGAUGCUGAGAGCGUUGGUGGAGCAGCGACUAACUGCGGCUGCUGAAGAGAUAUUUACCAGAGAACCUCAGUCAGCUUUAAACUCUCUGAAACAUGAUUUAAAACAUAAGAAAACAUUCAGCUGCUCCGAGUGUGGGAAAAGAUUUGGCACCAGGAGACAUCUGUUUGAUCACAUGAGAAUCCACCCAGGAGAGAAAAAAUACAGCUGCAGUGUUUGUAACAAGAGAUUCAUCUGGCGUCAACAGGUCAGAAGACAUAAAUGCGUCAACCUUCAGUCGUCACAGCUUUAUCUGAGUCAAACGGAGGAGAACAGAGAGGCAGAGCCUCCAGCCAGCAGAGAAACUCAACACAUGGAAACAGAAGCUGAUGGAGAGGACUGUGGAGGACCAGAACCAGCCAGGAACUCACAUCCACCUGCUCUGAGUGUGGGAGGAGAUUUGUCCGCAAGCACCAUCUACUGA